Molecule: messenger RNA, 1236 nt
Organism: Tarenaya hassleriana
Lineage: Eukaryota; Viridiplantae; Streptophyta; Magnoliopsida; Brassicales; Cleomaceae
Exons: 1
Coding region: 1-1236 (411 amino acids)
Source: RefSeq, a predicted model, not a curated record
AUGGAAGGAAUAAUCAAGACAAUUCAGAAUCAAAUCAGUCAGAAAGACAACCAGAUUAAGAUGAUUCAGGAAAAUCUCUCAAAACUCUUUGAGGAGAGGGAGGAGUUGAUUAAAUCUUUGAACAUCAUUAUAAAAGCAACUGGCGGAACACCAGUGGAAGAAGAUAAAAAACAAGAGCAAGCAGAAUCAGAAAAGGUAACACUUCCUACUGACAUCAAAGUGGAAGAAAAACAAGACACGUGGUAUGCCAUUUUCAAUGGACCAUUCAGAGGAAUAUACAUUAACUACGCGAUUGUUUCACAACAUACCACCGGAAAGAAGGUUUCAUACCAAGCUUUCCAGAGCAAAGAAGAGGCCCAAAAAGCCCUCAAUGAAUUAUACAAAACCAUGGCACAAAAACAACCAGUUGAACCAAAAGCCCAACUACCCUCUAUAAGAAUACCAAAAAUAGCCCAAAUACCAACCACCCGAGAAAAAGAAGCUAUGAAACAAGUCACCCUCGAAAAAUAUCAGUCAUACUGGGCAUCCCUAUUAGACUACAAAGAAAAACACACCACCAUGGGUUUCUACCCAAAUAUGACCAAAGUCGGACCAAAAGCUAUCUUCAUUGGAGAAGUCAACCCAUUACUACCUUUUGAUUAUCUCCAGCAUGGAUUAGUCGACAGUAUCUAUACUGACUCGAUGAGAAUAUUCGAAGAAUUUCCACGAAAAAUGAAACCAAUCAUCAGAAAUUACUUUGAACGAUUUGCAAAAGAGAGAACUAUUUUCAUGAAGAUUAAGAGCUCAAUUCCGAUCUUCGGAAAAGAUAAGAUUAUACAGUCACAAGCGGUAAUACACCUUGGAGUAGCAAAGGGAGAAUUGCCUCCAAGGGAUAAUGCAUCAGAUUAUGAAAUUCCAGAUGAUUUGGAAGCUCAUUCAUUACUCGAAGUUUUCAAGGCAUCAAGAAGGAUCCUUGCGGAUUCAGAGAUCAAAGUUAAUUAUGCUAGCAGUAAUGUGUUGAUGAUCACCUACAAUAAGGAAACUAUCUUGAAGGAAGAAAUACAAGCAGUAGCAGAUUUCGAAUUAGACUUCUAUCAUUUAGAAGAAAAAUUCGCAGGACUAGAAGAAUCUAUCAAGGAACAGCUCUGCAGCUUUCUAAUGAGAUAUGACGACCAUAAAUGCACUAUCUGCAAGGAGCUAAAAGACAAGAUGAAAAGGACCAUUCAACCACCAUCCGAAAAGUCUGAAGACAUGUGA